Molecule: messenger RNA, 1290 nt
Organism: Artibeus jamaicensis (Jamaican fruit-eating bat)
Lineage: Eukaryota; Metazoa; Chordata; Mammalia; Chiroptera; Phyllostomidae
Product: leukocyte immunoglobulin-like receptor subfamily A member 5
Exons: 6
Coding region: 51-884 (277 amino acids)
Biological process (GO): cytokine-mediated signaling pathway
Molecular function (GO): inhibitory MHC class I receptor activity
Source: RefSeq, a predicted model, not a curated record
CCAGGGCCUCAUCCACCUGCAGAGCAGGAGCACUCAGAGCAGACGGCACCAUGUCCAUCCUCCCUGCUCUUCUCUGCCUUGGGCUGAGUCUGGGCCAGAAAACCUGUGAGCAGAAUGGGAUUCUCCCCAGACCCACCAUCUGGGCUGAGCCAGGACCUGUGAUCCCUCAUGGGAGCCCUGUGACUAUCUGGUGUCAGGGGACCCUGGAUGCCCAGGAGUAUUCUCUGUAUGAUGAAGAAAUGAAUACACCUUUGGACACACAGAAACUGCUGGAGCCCAGGGACAAGGCCAAGUUUUUUAUGAAAAAGGUCUAUGCAGGGAGAUAUUAUUGUAAAUACCUCAGCUCUGUAGGCUGCUCAGAGGACAGUGACCCCCUGGAGCUGGUGGUGACAGGAUUCUAUAGCAAACCCAGGCUCUCAGCCCUGCCCAGCCCUGUUGUGACCUCAGGAGGGAAUGUGACCCUCCAGUGUGACUCAUGGGAGGGAUUUGAGAGGUUCAUUCUGACUAAGGAAGGAGAAGACAACAUCUCCUGGACCCUGGACACACAAUCAAACCUCAGUGGGCAGGUCCAGGGCCUGUUCACUGUGGGCCCCAUAAACUCCAGCCACAAGUGGACAUUCAGAUGCUAUGGAUAUUUUAGAAAGUAUCCCAAUGAGUGGUCUGAGCCCAGUGACCCCCUGGAACUUUGCAUCUCAGGGGCAGCUGACACCAUCAGCCCAUCACAGAACAAUUCAGUCCCCAGGAGUGCCUCUCAUUUACAAGAUUACACAGUGAGGAAUCUCAUCCACUUGUGCUUGGCUGGAUUGGUCCUGGUGGUCCUCGGGGUGCUGCUCUUUGAGGCUUUCGAUAGUGAAAGGAAGACCCACACUGCAGCCAGGAUGUGAACACAGAGGAGAAAGGGUACUACUGUUCAGAGUAAGGGAGCCACGGGGACCAUCUGAUGACCCAGGAGGUGGUGAAGGACAGUCUGGAUAACGGGUGGGGAAACUGUCUGCUGAUGUGUCCAAGAGGGUGGAAAAGCUUUGGGUGCCGGGAGUGUCCGAGUGCUCCCUGUGCAGGACUCUUCCUCCAUUAAAUGCCUAUUUCUCUCCUUUUCUCUUUGCCGACUCCCUGUAAUGACCCCCUUAUUCUCUCACCCCUGUGGCAUGACGGUCCUUCCCACAUGGCUGUUUGAGCCCCCACAUCUAAAAUUUCAUACUGUCUUCCACAUUUAUGUAAUAAAAUAUUAUUUUUAAAAGAUUUUAUUUGUUUACAUUUAUAGAGAAGGGAAGGAAGGGUGAAAGAGAGGAA